AUGGACUCCUCUGAAGAUAUGUAUGAUGAUGUAUUUAACCAGUUUACAGAAAAUUUGUUGAGCCAAAAAGUAUUACUGUGUUGUAUUUGUGAACAAAUACUAAUUUCCCCAGUAAAAUUGGUUCAAGGGAAAGGAAAUGUUUGUGCAAAAUGUUUUGAUGAAAAAUAUAAAGAUUGUCCUGACAAAGGUUGGCCUAAUCCGUCAUUAGACAUAAUAUUGUCAAAAUUGACUUUACCUUGUAAAUAUAGUUCUAAAGGGUGUGAAUUGAAAUUUUCUUAUCAUGAACAUUUAGAUCAUAUUUCUGUGUGUAGUUAUCGCCUCAGAAAUUGCCCUAUGAAUGACUGUUUGUGGAAGGGGCACUACCAUGAAAUUAUAACUCACUUUAAAAACAUUCAUGGGGCUGCCAUAAUAAAUGCAGAUAAUGGUGUUUUUACUGUAAAAGUAGAUUUUUCAGAGACAGCAUUUAUAAAGUUGUUGUGGUCUAAAAAUUACAUGUUUUACAUUAAGAUUCAUGUAGAUAUGCAAAAGAAUAAAUUGAUUUAUAUGUUGUGCGCAAUUCGAGAUUCAGAAGAGGGGUUUAAAUAUACUGUAAAACACAAGGGGGAUGAAAGCGAUACAACCUACAUUAAAACUAACAGUCAGUUAGUAAAACCAGAUUCUAUUUACAAUGAAUUAAAUUCAAAUAACUCAUCAGAGAUGGAUUUGGAUGUGGUUAAAGCUGUGAUUGGCAACAGUCAACACAUAAUAAAUGUAUUUAAAUUAUCUUCACUUUUCACCAUUGAUAUCCAUGAUAAGUUGCUUCACUUGGAAUGUCCAGUGUGCAGAACAUUUAUGAAAACGCCGAUAUUUCAAUGCCGCACCGGCCACAGCAUUUGCAAUAAAUGCUAUCCAAGGUUGGAAAAGUGCCCAACAUGCUCGUCACCAUUUGGGUCGACCCGGAAUUAUGCGCUGGAAGCUUUAACUUCCGGCGUUUUAUAUCCAUGUACGUAUUUUGACAUGGGUUGUAGCGAAACAAAUCUGGCCAGUCAAAUUGUUAAACACGAGGAAUUUUGCAGUUUUAGGCCUAUGAAGUGCCCCAUUGCACAGUGCUCUGUAACUGGCAAUCAGGAAACCAUCAUAGGACAUAUAAGAGAAACGCAUGGUGAUAAAUUGAUUGCUACUAAAAAUCAAGGAUACACGGAAUCCUACCGCCUAGAUCAGUUGAUUUACAAUCAGUUUUUAGAUAAACGUUUCAUGAUUGUGGACAACAGAAUUUUCAGGGUUUCCUGCAAAAGAACUGGGGAUCAUUGUUUUUGGGCUGUUGAAAUAUUUGGGUCUGGCAACGAACGAAAAACUUACGUUUACGAGAUCACCAUCAUGGAUGUAAAGAAGCCAGAGAAGAAAAUCACAAGGACUGAUUAUUGCUUAAAUGAGAUGGCUGAAGAUGAAUUGUUCAGGAAGUGUAUUAUGUUUCCAAAUACGAUUCUUUGUUCUUAUUCGAGUACCGGAUUAAUAACAUUUAAUUUAACCAUUAAAAUUAAGGCUCUUAAAGAAAAGUAA
This is a messenger RNA of Brassicogethes aeneus, 1539 nucleotides long. The record is from the annotation of a GenBank genome assembly. Lineage: Eukaryota; Metazoa; Arthropoda; Insecta; Coleoptera; Nitidulidae.